GGAGACAAAACCCACCUCUCCACCCUCUUUCAUCUAUCAUGCUCGACCAACCAAGCAAAAGGAGGAAGGAAGGAGCUUUGCAAACCAUUCCCAUAGCUGAAAAUUCGAGCUCAACCUAAGGGAGUCCAAAGAGGAAGAUAAAAGAAGGAAAAAGUUGGGGAAAGUGUGAUUUAUUAAGGCACUUGUAAAGGGUAUUUCAAGUGAUUUCACAAAGUUGGAAAAAGUCGCCGGAGUUGUCGCCGGAGUUGACCAAGUCGCCGGAGUUUCACCGGAGUUCAACCAAGAAGGGUAGAACUUCUUAACGCUAGUUCAAGGUUGAAGCUAGGGCUUGCUACUUGCACCUUCUCACGGGUGAUAUCAAAUCAGGAAGACGUGAAAUGGAGGGCAGGCGAAUGGCAACCAGGAACAAUCCGAGAGGGCGGGCGCCGGUAGCGUCCCAAAGGGGAAGCCGGGCUGCAUCUCGGGGUUCAAGAGGAGGCCGUGGAGGCCGUGGAAGCCGUGGAGGUCAUCAAGCUCAAACUGUGAGUGAUGGCCAUGUAAGCUCGGUGUAUGAAACCAACACCGAGGACUAUGACUCAACCUACGUUCCAGAAACGGAGCAUGAGGAGACCCCGUAUGAUGGGGGGGAUACAUACACCGAUGAUGACGAUGAGAGUGAUGCCCGGUUCGCCCAAAUGGGUGAAUUACUUGAGUGGUAUCAAAAAGAGAAACUGAGGAGAGACCUUAGGCGCCAAGCGAGGCGUGGCUCUCGGGGAGGUUCGGGUCAAGGAAGCCGGGGAGCUUCCGUGGCCACCCCAGCGGCGUCACAAGGUGGGCGUGAAGGAGGUUUUGUUGUGAGAAUCUCCAAGUACCUCAAGGAGGCUAGGGCCUUGGGGUGUAGGUCCUUUGACGGCACCGGUGACAUUACCGUUGCCGCCGAUUGGAUUAAGAAGGUGAAGGAUGCAUCAAGGGACAUGCAAAUCACACCGGACGUGAAGUUGACUGUCGCUUCACGGCUACUUGAAGGGAUAGCUUCUACGUGGUGGGAGAGCGUGGAAGGGAAGUACCAUGGGGAAAUAACAUGGGCGGACUUUGAGCUAGAGUUCUAUGCUUAAUACUACUCCGAGUACGAGGUGAAUGUGAAACGGAGAGAGUACACUAACCUUAAACAGAAAGAGGGCGGCACAGUUAAGCAGCUGGAACAAGAGUUUAGAACCUUGGCUAGGUUCUUACCAGAGUACGCGGUUGAUGAGAACCGUAUGACGGAGCACUUUUGGGAUGCCUUACUCUUGGACAUCCGUGAUCGGGCUACGUACUCGCGCCACAUGACCUUUAGCGAGGUGGUGGAGCAGGGCCUUCUUGGGGAGGCCCAAUGGAAUGAAAGAAAAGAGAGGGACGCCGAAGAGGCGAAAAAGAGGAAAUGGCAUGGUUCGGGGCCACCCGAGCAGGCACGGAGGGAUAAACACGGCGGAGGUGGGGGUUCGUUCAAAACACCGGCACCACCGGCAAAGAAGAACAGGGAUGCUCGGUGGCAUGCAUCCUCCUCUCAAAAGACGGGACCCCCUAGGUGUGCUAAUUGUUCGAAAAAUCACUUUGGGAAAUGCAACGCACCCCCGAGGUGUUAUCAAUGUGGGAACACGGGCCACAUGAAGGCCAAUUGCCCACAACUAGGAGGAGGAGGAGCUCCGGGAUCCGGAGGAGGAACCACGACGGGAAGGAACCGUGCGGGACCGUCACACGGUGGCACGGGGAGAGGCGGCGCAUCAACGAGCCAUGCCGCGUCCGUCAACCAAGGCGGGGCCCAAGCACGAGUAUAUGCUAUGACCGAGGCCGAUGCUCGGGCUAACCCCGACUCCGUCGCAGGUUGAAGCUAGGGCUUGCUACUUGCACCUUCUCACGGGUGAUAUCAAAUCAGGAAGACGUGGUUCGUGCUUCCUUAUUUUCUUUCAAACUACCGAACACUUGCUCAUGGAUAUUUGUUCUACUAUAAACUAUUUUUGGGGCUUGCAUGCCCAUGUUGUUGGCCGGUUGUGGCUUAUGAUUUACCGUUGAAUAUUUCCGCUAUUCAUUGGUUUAAAUGUGAUGUUGUUAUGUAUGUUUACUACUGAGUAUGGAUGGAUUGUUUUCUCGAACGCCUUGUGUAAUUAAGUGGGGUUGACUCGCGGGUGACGUCACUUAAUUAUACGGCGGUUGUACACGCGCUUGGAUUUCGGUCUGGGGCGUGACAAUAUCUCUUUGUAGAAACAUCCAAUGUACACGAUUCAAGCUCCAUAGGAAAGCAAACUUCAAGGGCUACAAAUCAUAUGAAGACAUCUUUGCGAGAAUCUGAGAGGAAGGAGGUGAAAACAGACGAUGAAGUCAGAUGAUCUCUGCUGCGAUUUCAGAAAGACACCUCCCACCGUUUUGAUCAUAUCUCUUGAUUGGAUGAUUCAAAUCACAUUCGGCAAAUUGGGGUGGAUAGAGGACUUCAUUAUCUACAACUUUCAUGAAGGAAGUUUUGUCAAAUUCGGAAGUUCAGUAGGCACGAUCGUGCCCUCAAAGUCAGACACGAUCGUGCGUGAAGAGAAAACACGGAGGAGUUACUGCCAGCCAGGCAUGAUCGUGCCUGGAGGGAGGCACGAUCGUGCCUGCCCAAAAUGCGCGUUUUUGCUCCGGAGGCACGAUCGAAGGCACGAUCGUGCCUGGCUCCGAAAAUCCUAAUUCAGCUCAAAUUUCACCCGAUUUUUCUAUUUAAACAGCCUGUAAACCCCCGUUUUCAAGGGGGGGCUUAGAGAGAGUGCCUAGCACGAAUUUUAGAGGGAUUUUCAGCCUUGUUCAUCAAUCUUUUGGGAUUCUUUGUAAGUUCCACCUUUUUAAUUAAUGACAAU
Messenger RNA from Cuscuta epithymum, 2846 nucleotides. The record is from the annotation of a GenBank genome assembly. Lineage: Eukaryota; Viridiplantae; Streptophyta; Magnoliopsida; Solanales; Convolvulaceae.